AGAGAGGGGGUCAGAGCAGACGCGCAGUGCGUUCUCAGGUUUGGAACACUCUCCAGUCCUCUCCGCUGCCAGGAGUCUCUUCACAACAAGCGGGGAAGCGAGCGGGAACCUGGUUAUUUUGGCCCGAGAGUAGGAGGAAAACCUGAGCGCGUCGAAGGAUAUUCGUAAUUAAAUCUGCUGCUUGGUUAAGAGUUCCUGUUUUGUUUUCUCUUUUCGCUGACUGCCCCUGUUGGUCUGCCUGUUUCCCUGCCAUGCGUCCCGUCUUCCUCUGUUGGACUUAAUGCUUUUAAACACUGAGCGUCACGUUUGUGGAGCUUUCAGCUGGGAUGUAGCGGAGGGCAGACCCACCUAAAGUCACUCCACAGGAAUACAGAGACGCUUUGUUUUUAAAGAGCUGCCUUUUCAAGUCUUCUGUUUUCUUGUGGGGUGUUUUUCUUUUCUUUUCUUGUUAAACCAGUUGCCUUAUCAUGACCCUCAUCUGGAGGUCAUAGCCGACCCGUUGUCCUCUCUCCCCUGCACAUCACUGCCCCUCUCCCCAAUGAUGACUAUGAGCUCCAUAUCAGACACUUUAGUAACGUCCGAUCCGUCCAAAUCUGCGUUUUUGGAGUUCGGUGGACACAGCUACCCUGGACACCCUGGACAUCAACAACCUUCGCCAGGCUUAUCCCACAACCAUUAUCCGGUCCACGGACUGCACGCUGUCGGGCCCUCGCAGCACGAUGGGCCUUUCUCCUCCGGUGCUUCCUCUUACGGUCGCCCGCUGGGAUACCCACCCUACCACAGUCCAGUGAGCGCACAUCACCCCGGUGCCUACCUGCCUUAUCAGCACGGGGGUCACAGCGGCGCGCUCGGUCACACCAGACUAGAGGAUGCGGAGCAUGAGAAGCCCACAGCGGUGAUAGAAAAUGGAGAAGUGAGGCUCAAUGGAAAAGGGAAAAAGAUCAGGAAGCCUCGGACCAUCUACUCCAGCCUGCAGCUACAGGCACUCAACCAGCGCUUCCAGCAAACCCAGUACCUCGCCCUGCCCGAGAGGGCCGACCUGGCCGCCAAACUGGGCCUCACGCAGACACAGGUGAAAAUAUGGUUCCAAAAUAAACGAUCUAAAUACAAGAAGAUCAUGAAGAACGGGCCCUGUGGACCAGAGGGAGAACACCUUGCCCCUCCACCACCAGCCUCCUCCUCUCCGUGUUCUUUGUGGGAUAUCAGCAUGGCUGCCAAAGGUGCACCGGUGCACUCAGGAGGAUAUGUGAACAAUUUUGGACACUGGUAUCCCGGACACCAGCAGGAACCCAUGCCAAGAACUCAGAUGAUGUGACAGACGGGGAGAUGUGACGCUUCCGGGACAAAUUGCGGAAUUAUUCCGGCAGGCUUACUGAAGCUAUAUGAGACAAGGACAUUGUUUAGAGUCUGAGCCACUCUGGAGGCAAAAAUAUAAGCAGCAGCUAUGCAAUAAAACUAAAGUGGACAGAUACAGGGGAAACUGCUAAAAUAGCUGUAAAAUACACAAUAUUAUAACAGAAAGAAAUACUACAAUCAGAACAAUUUUCAGACGAGUUGAAUUUAUUAUUAGCUGUUAGCGGUGUGUUGAUGAUGUCUGAUAAACCUUGGAAUAAGGGAUCGACAAAGUGGCUCAGGUCUCAUUUGUAAAAUAUAACUAGCAAGAUAUGAAUAUUGAUAAACUUCUCCGAGACUCAGCUAUGAGGAGUGAAUCAUCAGAUCUACCAGGCUGAGCAGUAAGUGUUCGGUACUUACACAAAGCCACAGCACUGUGUAUACCUGUUUGAAGUGUUUCACUGUCAUGUUUUUGGUGUUUACUUUGCCAGUUGCCUAAUAUCAAACUCCGCAUGUCCGACUCCGAUUCAAAGUGAGACUGCAUUUGUACUGGUGACCACAGGUCCAGGAAGUCUCAGUUACAGUAUAAAUAUGGUAAAUGUCAAAUGUAGCUUUACAGUAGCAGUAGAACUCAGCUUUUCAUUUGUACAAGGAGGAAUUUAGCUUUAAAUAUAUUUUUUUAAAAAUAACCUUACCUAAGUUAAAAAAAAAAGCCUAGUUCUGCCUCCAGAGCAGCUCUGCCUGCUAACACAUUUUGAUAAAGCUACAAGUUAACGCUAUAACUCAAAGCUAAUGCCAACACUGCUUCUGGACAUUUCAGGAGGCUUCUCUUUCUCUUUGAGUUUACACUUGGGCAGGUACAUGUGUAAAAAGAGGGCGUCCUCGUAAAUGUUUUUUAAUGAACACUUUGGUUUUUUAAUGUUAAAGACAGAUCAAAUUAAAACGCAGAUGAAAACAAACGUUCUUGUGAUGCUGACAUUUGUGUGUUUGUGUUCUGUGUAGGAUCCAGUGCAAAAGGCAAAUAUAAAAAAAAGUACUAAUAGCACUUAUAUAGUAUAUAGUGUCAGUAUAAACAGUCAUUUUACUGUGUUUCUCAAACCCUUUCAUUUCUUUUCUUUUUUUUUGGCUCACUGUUUUUUCAUUUUUAUAAUCUACAUAAGUAAAAAAUUGACUAAAUUAAAAUAAUUGGGCUUCAUGCUCCUCUCCAUUCAA
Oreochromis aureus is the source of this 2544-nucleotide messenger RNA. Its product is annotated as homeobox protein Dlx4a-like. Gene Ontology annotation, molecular function: RNA polymerase II cis-regulatory region sequence-specific DNA binding; DNA-binding transcription factor activity, RNA polymerase II-specific. Lineage: Eukaryota; Metazoa; Chordata; Actinopteri; Cichliformes; Cichlidae. The coding region runs from base 539 to 1315 and encodes 258 amino acids. The transcript is spliced from 3 exons. The record is from RefSeq and is a predicted model, not a curated record. Gene Ontology annotation, biological process: negative regulation of transcription by RNA polymerase II; cell differentiation; embryo development.